AUGACCAAGUCCCCAACUAUACCCAAGAACUCCAUCCCCUUUCCAUCAUCUCCAGAGAAGCUUACAGUACCCCCAGAUUUGGCCACCGAUCAUCGCCGCCGCCGAAGCUCAUCUAUAAUAUCGCAUGUGGAACCUGAGACAAUCGAUGUCAAGAAUGACCAAGACAUCAAUCCCAACCUAAACGCCAACUGGGUACAUUUCAAAGGUGCGUGGCUAGUGCACAUAGUAAUCAUUGUUUUGCUGAAGAUCUUCUACGAUCUAUUCCCGAUUUUCAGUAGAGAGUUGAGCUGGACAUUGACUAACAUUACUUACGUGAUCGGAUCGUAUAUCAUGUUCCAUCAAGUCAAAGGAACGCCGUUCGAUUUCAACGGAGGUGCUUACGACAACCUUACAAUGUGGGAGCAGAUCGACGAUGGGGCUCAAUAUACUCCUGCGAAAAAGUUCUUGGUCGGUGUUCCCAUAGCCCUAUUUUUGAUCUCUACACAUUACUCAAACUAUGAUUUGAAUCUGUUUAUUUUGAACUUUAUCAGUUGUAUGAUUGUUGUUAUUCCCAAGCUGCCAUCAUCUCAUCGUUUAAGAGUGACACUCCCUUUUUUUAGCUGA
This is a messenger RNA of Komagataella phaffii GS115, 603 nucleotides long. Its product is annotated as Evolutionarily conserved protein with similarity to Orm2p. Gene Ontology annotation, cellular component: endoplasmic reticulum membrane. The transcript has a single exon. Gene Ontology annotation, biological process: ceramide metabolic process; intracellular sphingolipid homeostasis; negative regulation of ceramide biosynthetic process. Bases 1 to 603 code for a protein of 200 amino acids. The record is from RefSeq and is a predicted model, not a curated record. Lineage: Eukaryota; Fungi; Ascomycota; Pichiomycetes; Pichiales; Pichiaceae.